CCGCUGGUGCCCGUCCCAGUGAGCAUUCUUGGGCAGCGAGGCAGUGAAGAAGUGCUGGCUUUUCCACUUUACAUUUUAUAUGAAAAUGGAGAGACAUUCCUCACCUAUAUCAACCUGCUGCAGAGUGCUGGAAAUCUUGGCAAACUGCUUGGCCCUUUGCCCAUGCACCCUGCUGCAGAAGACAAUUACGGCUACGAUGCCUGUGCUGUCCUGUGCCUGCCUUGUAUUCCAAAUAUCCUGGUGAUUGCCACUGAAUCGGGCGUGCUUUAUCACUGUGUGGUGCUGGAUGCAGAAGAGGAUGAGGAGCAGUCAGAAAAAUCGUGGGACCCAAGAUCUGAUCUUGUUCCUUCCCUGUACGUGUUUGAAUGUGUUGAGCUGGAACUUGCACUGAAAUUGGCAUCAGGAGAUGAGGAAGAGUCUUUGGAGUCUGAUUUCUCUUGCCCAAUCAAACUGCAUCGAGAUCCCAAAUGCCCUACUAGAUACCACUGCACACAUGAAGCGGGUGUUCACAGCGUGGGGUUGACAUGGAUCAGCAAACUGCAGAAGUUCCUUGACUCAGAUGAAGAAGACAAAGAUGGUUUACAAGAGCUGCGUGCAGAGCAGAAGUGCUUUGUUGAACAUAUUCUUUGUACAAAGCCAUUGCCAUGCAGGCAAUCCGCUCCAGUUAGAGGAUUUUGGAUAGUAUCUGAUGUGCUGGGACCCACAAUGAUCUGCAUCACAAAUACCUAUGAGUGCAUCACAAGGCCACUCCUAACUGCAGUCCAUCCUGCAUCUCCUUCUCUACUAUGCACCAAAGAAGACAAAGAUGAUGCUACUUCUCCUCUCCGUGUCCUGGCUGAAUCACAGCAUUCAUUUGAGAAGCACAUCCAAAGCAUCCUGCGGCGUAAUUCUGCCAACCCCUUGCUCCUAAAAUCUGCUGAUAAAGAUGCUGCUCCUCCCCCUGAAGAAUGCCUUCAGCUUCUUAGCAGAGCCACGCAAGUGUUCAGAGAGGAAUAUAUACUGAAACAGGAUCUGGCAAAAGAGGAAAUUCAGCAAAGAGUGAAGUUGCUGUGGGGACAGAAGAAGAAACAACUGGAAGACCUUAAUUACUGUCGAGAGGAAAAGAAAAGCUUGCGAGAAAUGGCUGAACGGUUGGCUGACAAGUAUGAGGAAGCCAAAGAGAAGCAAGAAGAUAUUAUGAAUAGGAUGAAGAAAGUGCUUCGUAGUUUCCAAUCUCAGCUUCCUGUUAUAUCAGACAGUGAAAGAGAUAUGAAGAAAGAACUGCAGACAAUCCAUGACCAGCUGCAGCACUUGAGCAAUGCAAUCAGACAGGUUAAAAUGAAGAAGGAAUACCAGCAGAAAAAGAUGGAAAAGGGCGUCAGCCCACGAAAACCCAGCAUCACCCUCAGUGCCUACCAGAGCAAGUGCAUCCAAACCGUUCUGAAAGAAGAGGGAGAACGCAUAAGGGAAAUGGUAAAGCAGAUCAAUGACAUCAGAGGCCAUGUGAACUUCUAACAUCUCCAAGAGAAUAAACCUACAAUAAAAGGCUGGAUAAGUUUUCAUUAUUCCCUAGUAAUUCUCCUUAUCUAGUCAACAUUCAUACACUGAACAAUAUGCCUUUUCUUUAUUAUUUUGUAAAGAUCAGUUAUGAAUUAAAAUACUUUUGAUAAGACUCCUCA
Messenger RNA from Meleagris gallopavo (turkey), 1658 nucleotides. The record is from RefSeq and is a predicted model, not a curated record. NCBI's taxonomy places the organism in Eukaryota, Metazoa, Chordata, Aves, Galliformes, Phasianidae.